Messenger RNA from Parnassius apollo (apollo), 207 nucleotides. Lineage: Eukaryota; Metazoa; Arthropoda; Insecta; Lepidoptera; Papilionidae. The record is from the annotation of a GenBank genome assembly.
AUGGCUGCUUACAUGCUUGAUAGAUAUAUGAUAUUCACAAAUUCCUCCAACAAGGGUACUGUAGCCGGUGGCUUAGAAAGCAUAUCAGCAACAGAUCUUCUUGAUAAUGUAAUGCUGUAUUGGAUUACUGACAGUAUGACAACAUCUUUAAGACUAUAUAAGGAAAGCUUUGUAAAUUAUGAAACUGAACAGAUACUUGGGAGCUAG